This is a messenger RNA of Coccidioides immitis RS, 1830 nucleotides long. Its product is annotated as Rad21/Rec8 N terminal domain-containing protein. Bases 1 to 1830 code for a protein of 609 amino acids. The record is from RefSeq and is a predicted model, not a curated record. Lineage: Eukaryota; Fungi; Ascomycota; Eurotiomycetes; Onygenales; Onygenaceae. The transcript has 4 exons.
AUGGAUGCGCAGGUCGUCAGAGACCGAAUGACGAUGAUGCUGAAGGCCGUCCACCGUGGUGGACUGGAUCCGGAUGCAGGGAAAGCUAGGCAAGACCAGCUUGUCCUGCCCGAAGAUCCGACGUUCGUUCCGAGGCUUAUGCUUCCCGGCUUGAAUCUCGAUCUUUCAGCCUUGGAGAUCGCAGACGUACUAGAGACUCCUCGAAAGACGUCGGACUUCCUCUCGAGCUGCCUGGAGCAGUCAAACAAAUCGAGUCUCUAUUUUCAAAAACAGCAUCAACUGGAUCUCUCAUCUUCACAGGCUGGACCCAGUGUCAUUGGCGGCUUUGGGCUACCAAGUGAGAUGGACAGCGCAAGUAAGGGACCUCAGGUGGAGCUUCCAGCUUAUCUAGGGGCCGAAGAAGGCGUGUUACUAGAGCCGGGCUUUGAAUUUGAUGUUGAAGGGAAUAUAAUUGAAUUGCCUGUGAAAGGAGAUGCGGACCACAUGAUCGUUGAUGACAUUGAGGAGCACAAUUUCGAUGUUGAAAUGGCCGGAGCCAACCAAGAAGGCUUUCAGUUCGAAGAUUUGCCUAUCAACGAGGAUAUGAGAGACCUACAGGACCGGGAGGCGACGUUAACCCUUGCCGAAUCACCAUCCAAUCGCCCUUGGCGCAUAGGCUUCGAGCCCUCAACAGCAAACGAAAAUCGUCUCAGUCAGCAGGAAACAAGAAUGCCGUUGAAGAAGAGACGCUUUAGAAAUAUGGAAGUAGACGACUACCCAGAACUCAUGAAUUCUGACUUAGCCCAGUGGAAUUUCGAAUACGCCCAGAACAUGGAGGCUGCUGGCAAGGUAAAGGAGACCAAUAAAUUGGUUACAAUUGCAAAGAAGAACGCUGCAUUCUGUGUUCUGGAAGCGGGAAUCGCAGCGGUCGGUUUAGGACUGGGAAUGUCUCAGGUUCCUCACCCAUUAGACACUUUUUGUGGUAGUCGACUGCUGAGUGCGUUGACGGGAACCGAGAUCAAAGGCACUCGACGUAAACGCAAUCACAAUGCAGCAAGUGACAGCGAUUCGGAUGACUUUGAAAGAAAUGUGCGACACAAGGUCGGAGGUGAACCUAGUCGCGAGGCAAGCGUUGAACGCGGUGUCGUGCAAUUUGACGAUAUCGAAAUGGGCCGACACGCACCCCCAGCGCUUCAAGAUGACAUGUCUUCGCAAAUGCCCUGGAAUAUCACUGCAUCGGUGCACAGUUCACAUCGAGGCUCGUCUGUCGCCGUCGGGCACUCUGGAAUUAGCGGUAUGAAUUCCACAUUCCGCUCUGGCAAAGAUUCCCUGGUUCCCCAUUCAGCCAGUGGCCGCAGAGGCCGACUAACUAGCGCGAGUCCACUCGCUGGCCUCGGGGUGAUGCGGAAUGCUUUGCAUGGCCUUUCUCUCCAGGACGAGGACCUCGACAUGAAUGUGUUCGCUGACAUCAAUAUGGAAAGCUUUGCUGGAGACGCCCAUGGUGGGCCAAUCAAUAGAAUGAGCACCCCAGCAACGGCCAGGGAUAGGCCCGCGGAGCCAGAGUGGUUUCUCAGCAAUCUCGAUCAACAGAGUCUGAAUUUUCUCGAAUACGUAAAAGUUCGAAUUGCGGACACGAGUGGUGAUGCUUCAGAUGGAGACUGUGAAGAUGGAGAGGUUUCCUUUUCCACUCUUGUGCCCUCAGGUUCGAGCAGUCGGAUCGUUGCGACCCAGGGACUCCUCCACGUCCUCAUGUUGGCGACCAACAGGGUGUUGCGUGUGCGCCAAGAGGUCGUUGCGUUUGCCAGGGGAUGUGACGACGCCGGAGAGAUUUUCCUGUCACUGGACGGUUGA